Molecule: messenger RNA, 1959 nt
Organism: Closterium sp. NIES-65
Lineage: Eukaryota; Viridiplantae; Streptophyta; Zygnematophyceae; Desmidiales; Closteriaceae
Source: the annotation of a GenBank genome assembly
AUGUUGACGAUUAAGAAGGUUCCGACAGUGGUCUCUCUGAACCAGGAGGAGGACCAGCCCGCGGGUUGCGGUCGCCGCUGUCUGAGUACCUGCUGCACUAUUGGUGCCCGCAUGCCUCUGUACGCUUACGCGAAGCGUCCCUGCACCAAGCCGGAGCGCAUUCAGUCCUUUACGGAGCUGGACGGAGUUCCAGGCUUUCAGCCCGGGUUUCUCGGGAACACCACGAGCUUCGCGUCGUACGACGACCUGCUGUCGAUCCGCGAGUCGCUGUCGUCGUCCGACGAGGACUCGCUGUCGUCAGGCGGCGCGAGCGACAUCCACGACGACGACGCCUUCUCGCUGCGCAAGCACAUCACCUCCGAGUGGGAGAAGAAGUUUCAGGAGGGGCUGUUCCGCUAUGACGUGACAGCUUGCGAGUCAAAGGUGAUCGAAGGUCGCCUGGGCUUCAUUGCGCAGCUGAACGAGGGGAGGCACUCCAAGAAGCGUCCCACAGAGUUCCGCGUGGACAAGGUGCUGCAGGCAUUUGACGCUGGCAAGUUCAAUUUCACCAAGGUCGGGCAGAACGAGAUGCUCUUCCGCUUUGAGGAAGGCAAGGACGAGGAGAGCCGCUUCUAUGAGGCAGCUGUUGUGGAGGAGAGCCCCAGCCUCAUGGUCAUCAAUGUUUCUCCCAUUGACUAUGGCCACGUGCUGCUGGUUCCGCGUGUGCUCGACAAGAUCUCGCAGCGCAUGGACGAAUCCAGCCUCCUCAUGGCUCUCCGCCUUGCCUCGGAAGUCAACGACCCUGCCUUCAGGAUUGGGUACAACAGCCUCGGCGCCUUUGCAACAAUCAACCACCUGCACUUCCAGGCCUACUUUCUCGACCUACCCUUUGCUAUCGAGCGCGCAUCUUUGAAGGAGAUCGCGGCUUCGACGAAUGAGGUUAAGGUUGGGGAGCUUGUGGACUAUCCUGUGAAAACGCUGGUGUUCCAGGCGGGUGCGUGCCUCGAGCAGAUGGCAUCGGCUGCUGCAGCUGCAUGCUGCAAGCUCCAGGAAGGGAAUAUUCCCUUCAACUUGUUUAUUGUGGACAGGGGCACUCGGCUGUUCCUCAUUCCACAGAGGUAUGCUGAGAGGCAGGCAAGGGGUGAGAUUAGCCAAGAGCUUCUUGACACGCAAGUGAACCCUGCAGUGUUUGAAAUUUCUGGUCAUAUUGUGUGCAAGCGCCGGGAGGAUUACGACAAUGCCUCUGAGGAAUGGACCUGGAAGCUUCUGGAAGCAACGUCCCUCACUGAGGAGGGGUUUGAAGUCGUCAGGAAGAUUUCUGUGGAAGCGCUGGCAGCGACUGCUGCUGAGUUUGCUGAGAUUGGGAUGGGUGGUGUGGUUGGGAAGGGAAAGGUGGACGACUGGGGAGUGAGCGUGAAGUCGGACCACUCUCCGCUGACUGACGCUGACUCGAAGGCCAACGCGUUAAUAUGCAGCGAGCUAGCGCGGAUCACGCCGCAUGUGCCGAUCGUCAGUGAAGAGACGAAGCUGGUGCCGUACUCCGUGAGGAAGGAGUACCAGCUGUGGUGGUGUGUGGAUCCGUUAGACGGCACGAAGGAGUUUAUCAAACGGAAUGGACAGUUCACAGUGAACAUUGCUCUGGUGAAAGGCGAUCGUCCCAUUCUAGGGGUGGUCCACACGCCCUGCCUUAAGAAGACGCACUGGGCCGUUGCUGGUAAAGGAGCUUUCCUGCGGGACCAUUCUAGCCAAUCAGAUUCAUCGUCUCUGCCCGAGGAUAAGCCGAUCCGGGCAGCUGAAUAUACAGAUGCCGACCCGGGGCUGGUGAUCAUGGGGUCGCUGUCUCACAGCACACCCGAGACAGAGAAAUUUAUUGGGCAGUUUAAGGACCCGAAAGUGGAGGCUAUGGGCAGCUCGUUGAAAUUUAUGAGGGUUGCAGAGGGGUACCACUCUCCCUUCUCCUCCCCACAUCUUCUCAAUUGA